Eublepharis macularius is the source of this 9136-nucleotide messenger RNA. RefSeq names its product filamin B (gene FLNB). Bases 97 to 7914 code for a protein of 2605 amino acids. The transcript is spliced from 46 exons. Lineage: Eukaryota; Metazoa; Chordata; Lepidosauria; Squamata; Eublepharidae. The record is from RefSeq and is a predicted model, not a curated record. Gene Ontology annotation, molecular function: actin filament binding. Gene Ontology annotation, biological process: actin cytoskeleton organization.
AACGGCGAGCAGAGACGCGGCUUGCAGCCUCUGAGGCACAACCAGGAGCAACCUUGUCCCUCGGGCCAGAGCGACGCCAAGCCGGACUCCGCAGCCAUGCCGGUGACCGAGAAGGACCUGGCGGAGGACGCGCCCUGGAAACGUAUCCAGCAGAACACCUUCACCCGCUGGUGCAACGAGCACCUCCGAUGCGUGAACAAGCGCAUCGGCAACCUGCAGUACGACCUGAGCGACGGGCUGCGGCUCAUCGCCCUGCUGGAGGUGCUCAGUCAGAAGCGCAUGUACCGCAAGUACCACCAGAGACCCACCUUCCGGCAGAUGCAGCUGGAGAACGUCUCGGUGGCCCUCGAGUUCCUAGAGAAGGAGAACAUCAAGCUGGUCUCUAUCGAUAGUAAAGCUAUUGUUGAUGGUAACCUGAAACUAAUCUUGGGGCUAGUAUGGACUCUUAUCCUGCAUUACUCAAUCUCUAUGCCUGUGUGGGAAGAUGAAGGAGAUGAUGAUGCCAAGAAACAGACUCCAAAGCAGAGACUGCUAGGGUGGAUUCAGAACAAAAUCCCCUACUUGCCAAUAACCAACUUUAACCAAAAUUGGCAGGAUGGCAAAGCACUGGGUGCCCUUGUUGAUAGUUGUGCUCCAGGUCUCUGCCCAGAUUGGGAAGCUUGGGACCCGAAGAAACCCGUUGAUAAUGCUCGUGAAGCCAUGCAACAAGCUGAUGACUGGCUGGGUGUCCCUCAGGUCAUCACUCCUGAAGAAAUUAUUCAUCCUGAUGUGGACGAGCACUCUGUAAUGACCUACCUGUCACAGUUCCCUAAAGCAAAACUGAAACCAGGUGCUCCUCUGAAGCCUAAACUUAAUCCAAAGAAGGCAAGAGCAUAUGGCAGAGGGGUUGAACCACAUGGAAAUAUGGUGAAGCAGCCUGCCAACUUCACUGUGGACACAAUCAGUGCUGGCCAGGGAGAAGUAAUGGUCUUUGUAGAAGACCCAGAAGGAAAUAGAGAAGAGGCCAAGGUGACUCCUGAAAAUGAUAAAAACAAGACAUAUGCUGUACAGUAUGUACCAAAGGUUACAGGACCUCACAAGGUUACAGUUCUGUUCGCUGGUCAGCACAUUUCAAAGAGUCCUUUUGAAGUAAAUGUUGACAAAGCCCAGGGAGAUGCCAGUAAAGUAACAGCAAAAGGGCCAGGCCUUGAAGCAACAGGAAAUAUAGCCAAUAAACCUACUUAUUUUGAAAUCUACACGGCAGGAGCUGGUGUUGGUGACAUAGGUGUAGAUGUGGAGGACCAUCAGGGGAAAAAUACUGUGGACGUUAUGGUGGAGGACAAAGGCAAUCAAGUCUACCGCUGUGUAUACAAGCCUCUGCAUGCUGGUCCUCAUACUAUUAGAGUGGUAUUUGCUGGAGAGCAUGUUCCAAAAAGCCCCUGGAGUGUUCUUAUUGGUGAAGCCUGCAAUCCAAAUGCCUGUCGUGCCAGUGGUAGAGGCCUUCAACCUAAAGGAGUUCGGAUCAGAGAAACAGCAGACUUCAAGGUUGAUACUAAAGCUGCAGGGAGUGGAGAUAUCCAUGUGGCAAUAAAAGGGCCAAAAGGUUUGGAGGAACUUGUGAAACAAAAGGAAUUUGUGGAUGGGGUAUAUGCAUUUGAAUACUACCCAUUAACUCCAGGGAAAUACAUUGUCACAAUCUCAUGGGGAGGCCACAACAUCCCAAAGAGCCCCUUUGAAGUCCAAGUGGGUCCUGAAGCUGGACUUCAGAAAGUAAGAGCCUGGGGGCCAGGCCUUCAUGAAGGAGUUGUUGGUAAAUCUGCUGACUUUGUCGUCGAAUCCAUUGGUCCAGAAGUGGGAUCUCUAGGCUUUGCCAUUGAAGGUCCAUCUCAAGCAAAAAUUGAAUGUGAUGAUAAGAAUGAUGGAUCGUGUGAUGUGAAGUACUGGCCAAAAGAACCUGGUGAAUAUGCAGUUCACAUCAUGUGUGAUGAUGAGGAUAUUCAAGACAGUCCUUACAUGGCAUUCAUCCAACCAGCUUCUUUAGACUUCGACUCAGACAAGGUAAAAGCUUAUGGUCCAGGUCUGGAGAGAACUGGCUGCAUUGUGAACAAUCCAGCAGAAUUUACAGUUGAUGCCAGCGAAGCUGGGAAUGCUCCUCUGAAGAUAUAUGCACAAGAUGGAGAUGGUGAUCCCAUUGAUAUUCAAAUGAAGAGCAAGCCAGGUGGAAUCUAUGCCUGCUCUUAUGUUCCAACAAAAUCAAUGAAGCACACCCUGGCUGUCACUUGGGGAGGAGCUAAUGUGCCCAAUAGCCCUUACAGGGUCCAGAUAGGACAAGGAAGUCAUCCUCAUAAAGUGAAAGUGGUUGGACCUGGAGUGGAGAGAACUGGUCUGAAAGCCAAUGAACCUACUCACUUCACUGUAGACUGUACAGAAGCAGGAGAAGGUGAUGUCAGUGUGGGCAUUAAGUGUGAUGCUCAUGUGCUAAAUGAGGAAGAACAAGACAUAGAUUUUGACAUCAUACAUAAUGCUAAUGAUACAUUCACAGUGAAAUAUACGCCACCUGCAGCUGGGCGCUACACUGUCAAAGUGCUGUUUGCUGGAGAGGAAAUUCCAACCAGCCCUUUCAGAGUGAAAGUAGAACCCUCACAUGAUGCAAGCAAAGUGAAAGCUGAAGGGCCUGGAUUAAGUAAAACUGGUGUAGAAAAUGGGAAGCCUACACACUUCACUGUCUUCACGAAAGGUGCUGGGAAAGCUCCUCUGGAUGUUCAUUUCAGUGGACCUCUGGCAAAUGCUGAAGAUGUUGUCAAAGACUUGGACAUCAUUGAUAACUAUGACUAUUCCCACACUGUAAAAUAUACUCCAGUACAGCAGGGUAACAUGAAGGUUCUAGUGACCUAUGGUGGUGAUCCGAUUCCUAAAAGUCCAUUUACUGUGGGUGUUGCAGCUCCACUUGACCUGAGUAAAAUUAAAAUCAAUGGCCUGGAAAAUAGAGUUGAAGUAGGGAAGGAUCAAGAAUUUCUGGUUGACACAAAAGGAGCUGGUGGACAAGGAAAACUUGAUGUGGCCAUUUUCAGCCCAACCCAAAAACCUUUACCGUGCUUAGUGGAGCCAGUUGUAGGCAAAGAGUGCAGCACUGCAAAGUACAUCCCAAGGGAAGAAGGCGUUUAUGCAGUUGAUGUAAGUUAUGAUGGUAAUCCAGUGCCCGGAAGCCCGUUCACUGUGGAGGCUACUCUUCCACCUGAUCCAUCCAAGGUGAGAGCCUAUGGUCCAGGCCUUCAAGGAGGCCUUGUAGGAAAACCGGCCGAGUUCACAAUAGAUACCAAAGGAGCUGGAACAGGUGGCUUAGGGUUAACAGUGGAAGGGCCAUGUGAAGCCAAAAUUGAAUGCUCAGAUAAUGGGGAUGGAACAUGCUCGGUCUCUUACCUGCCCACUAAGCCUGGUGAAUACCUUGUGAAUAUCCUGUUUGAAGAAGUUCAUAUUCCUGGCUCCCCUUUUAAAGCAGAUGUUGACAUUCCAUUUGAUCCUUCGAAAGUAGUUGCCACAGGCCCUGGACUUCAGCAUGGCAAAGUAGGUGAAGCUGGUUUGCUAAAUGUGGAUUGCUCAGAAGCUGGGCCUGGAAAGCUGGAUAUGGAAGCUGUGUCUGAUUCUGGUUCUAAAGCUGAUGUUGAAGUUCAGGAUAAUAAAGAUGGAACUUAUGCAGUCACAUAUGUGCCUCUUUCUGCUGAGAUGUAUACACUCCGGAUGAAGUAUGGUGGAGAGCCAGUGCCAAAUUUCCCAGCACGGGUCAAAGUUGAUCCAGCUGUAGACACAAGCAAAAUUCAAGUGUUUGGACCAGGAAUUGAAGGAAAAGAUGUCUUCCGUGAAGCCACGACAGAUUUCACUGUAGAUGCCAGACCCUUAACCAAAACUGGGGGAGAUCAUAUUGGAGCUCAAAUUGUAAAUCCCUCUGGAGCUUCCACAGACUGCCUCAUCAAAGAUAAUGCUGAUGGGACAUAUGCAGUAGAGUUCACUCCAUAUGAAAGAGGUCCUCACACUGUUGAAGUGACCUACGAUGAUGUGCCUGUUCCAAAUAGUCCUUUCAAAGUUGAUGUCACUGAAGGAUGUCAUCCUUCUCGUGUGCUGGCCGAAGGAUCUGGGCUUAAAGAAGCCUUCACUGAUAAACCAAAUCCAUUUACUGUUGUCACUCGAGGUGCUGGCAUUGGCGGCCUUGGGAUAACUGUUGAAGGCCCAUCAGAAUCCAAAAUAAGCUGUAAAGAUAACAAAGAUGGCAGCUGUAGUGCAGAAUACAUUCCUUAUGCUCCAGGAGAUUAUGAUGUCAACAUAACCUAUGGGGGAGAACAUAUCCCUGGCAGUCCAUUCAGAGUUCCUGUGAAAGAUGUCAUUGACCCGUACAAAGUGAAAGUUGCUGGGCCAGGUCUGGGAACAGCAGUUCGUGCCAAAAUUCCACAGUCCUUUACUGUUGACACCAGCAAGGCUGGAAUAGCACCUCUUGAGGUUAUGGUGACAGGACCCAGAGGCUUGGCAGAACCAGUUAAUAUAGUUGACAAUGGUGAUGGCACUCACACAGUGGCAUACACACCUCUGCAAGAGGGCCCAUAUACCGUAUCUGUAAAAUAUGCAAAUGAAGAGAUUGCUCGAAGCCCUUUUAAAGUCAAGGUGCUUCCGACGUAUGAUGCCAGUAAAGUGACUGCUAAUGGUCCAGGCCUUAGCUCCUAUGGAAUUCCAGCCAGUGUGCCUGCUGAGUUUGCGGUUGAUGCUAAAGAUGCAGGCCAAGGACUUCUCUCAGUAAACAUAAGUGACCAAGAAGGCAAACCAAAGAAGGUUGACAUUCACAACAACAGCGAUGGGACUUACAUUGUAACCUACAUCCCAGACAAGACUGGUCGCUAUGCAGUUGGUAUUAAAUAUGGUGGGGAUGAUAUCCCCCUCUCUCCGUAUCGAAUCCGUGUUAUGCCAGCAGGAGAUGCUAGCAAAUGCCUGGCAACAGGUCCUGGCAUUGCAGCCACUGUGAAAACUGGAGAAGAAGUUGGCUUUGUAGUAGAUGCCAAGUCUGCAGGGAAGGGUAAAGUGACAUGUACUGUUCUGACACCAGAUGGUACAGAAGCUGAAGCAGAGGUAAUUGAAAAUGAAGAUGGGACAUAUGACAUUUACUACACAGCUGCUAAACCAGGAACCUAUGUCAUUUAUGUUCGCUUUGGCGGUGUGGACAUUCCAAACAGCCCCUUCACUGUCAUGGCGACAGAUGCAGAUGACGUUGCAGUAUUAUCUCAGGAGCCACUAAAUGCAGCCUGUCCCCCUGGAUUCCAUCCCUGGGUCACAGAAGAACCAUAUGUUCCUGGUGACAUGAACGGUGUAGGGUUUAAGCCCUUUGAUAUGGUCAUUCCUUUUGCAGUAAGAAAAGGAGAAAUAACAGGGGAAGUUCACAUGCCUUCAGGGAAGACUGCUACCCCAGAAAUUGUGGAUAACAAGGAUGGCACAGUAACAGUCAGAUAUGCUCCUGUUGAGGUUGGGUUGCAUGAAAUGCAUAUCAAAUACAUAGGUAACCAUAUUCCAGAAAGCCCCCUACAGUUCUAUGUGAACUAUCCCAACAGUGGAAAUGUGACUGCUUAUGGACCUGGUCUUGUCUAUGGUGUAAGCAACAAGCCUGCGACUUUCACCAUAGUCACAGAAGAUGCUGGUGAGGGUGGCUUGGACUUGGCAAUUGAAGGGCCUUCAAAAGCUGAGAUUAGUUGUAUUGAUAACAAGGAUGGCACCUGUACAGUCACCUACCUGCCGACACUUCCAGGAAACUACAGCAUAUUGGUCAAGUACAAUGAUAAACACAUCCCAGGAAGCCCUUUUACUGCCAAAAUCACAGAUGAUAGUAGAAGGCGUUCCCAAGUUAAACUUGGCUCUGCUGCUGACUUCUUGUUGGACAUUAAUGAAACUGAUCUUAGCCUCUUGACAGCCAGUAUUAAAGCUCCAUCUGGCCGUGAUGAACCUUGUCUUCUGAAAAGGCUACCCAAUAAUCACAUAGGAAUUUCAUUCAUCCCACGGGAGGUGGGAGAACACUGGGUCAGUAUUAUAAAGAAUGGAAGUCAUGUUCCCAACAGUCCUGUGUCCAUUAUGGUGGUUCAGUCUGAGAUUGGUGAUGCAAGCCGAGCAAGAGUUUCAGGACGUGGUUUGGUAGAAGGACGUACAUUUGAAAUGUGUGAUUUCAUCGUAGAUACAAGAGAUGCAGGCUAUGGUGGGAUAUCGCUGGCAGUUGAAGGUCCUAGUAAAGUAGAUAUCCAGACAGAAGAUCUAGAUGAUGGGACCUGCAGAGUGUCAUACUUUCCGACAGUGCCUGGUGUCUACAUAGUCUCUACCAAGUUUGCUGAUGAACAUAUUCCAGGUAGCCCAUUUACUGUGAAAAUAAGUGGUGAAGGAAGGGUGAAGGAAAGCAUCACACGUACCCAACGAGCUCCCUCUGUGGCAACUGUUGGCAGCUUGUGUGAUCUUAACUUAAAAAUUCCAGAAAUAGAUAUUGGUGACAUGUCAGCUCGUGUAACUAGCCCAUCAGGAAGAUCUACUGAUGCUGAGAUAGUAGAGCAUGAUAAAGAUACCUAUUGUGUCCGCUUUGUACCACAAGAAAUGGGGGUCCAUACUGUGGAUGUGAGAUAUAGAGGACAACAUGUGCCAGGAAGUCCAUUUCAGUUCACUGUUGGACCACUUGGUGAAGGAGGAGCCAAUAAGGUCAGAGCUGGUGGUCCUGGACUGGAACGGGCUGAAGCAGGCAUCCCUGCUGAAUUCAGUAUAUGGACAAGAGAAGCUGGUGCUGGCGGGCUUUCAAUUGCAGUUGAAGGGCCAAGUAAGGCAGAAAUUGCUUUUGAGGACCAUAAGGAUGGAUCAUGUGGUGUAUCAUACACUGCUCAAGAGCCGGGUAACUACGAAGUAUCUAUCAAAUUCAACGAUGAGCAUAUUCCAGAAAGUCCUUACCUGGUUCCUGUGAUAGCUCCUUCAGAUGAUGCUCGUAGGCUCACUGUUAUGAGCCUUCAGGAGUCUGGCCUGAAAGUUAACCAACCAGCAUCCUUUGCCAUAAGGCUAAAUGGGGCAAAGGGCAAGAUUGAUGCUAAAGUGCAUAGUCCAAUAGGCGCUGUGGAAGAAUGUCAUGUUUCUGAACUGGAACAAGAUAAAUAUGCUGUUCGCUUCAUUCCACGUGAAAAUGGCAUUCAUUCUAUUGAUGUGAAGUUCAAUGGGAGCCAUGUUGUAGGCAGUCCUUUCAAAGUUAGAGUGGGGGAGCCAGGUCAAGCGGACAGCCAAGCACUUGUUACUGCCUAUGGUCCAGGUCUUGAAAGUGGCAUAACCGGGUUACAAUCAGCAUUUACAAUAAAUACUACAAAAGCUGGUCCUGGUACCCUUGCUGUUACAAUUGAGGGUCCAUCAAAGGUCAAAAUGGAUUGCCAGGAAGCUCCAGAGGGCUAUAAAGUAAUGUAUACACCUAUGGCUCCAGGGAACUAUCUAAUUGGAAUUAAAUAUGGAGGACCUAAUCAUAUAGCUGGUAGUCCUUUCAAGGCAAAAGUGACAGGUCAGCGGCUAGUUAGCCCAGGCAUCUCAAAUGAAACUUCCUCAAUCAUGGUGGAGUCUGUGACCAGGUCAACAACAGAUACCUGCUACCGUGCCAUUCCCAAAUCUUCAUCUGAUGCAAGCAAAGUUACCUCCAGGGGAGCGGGGCUUUCACGAGCUUUUGUGGGUCAGAAAAAUUCUUUUUCUGUAGACAGCAGCAAAGCAGGUUCCAAUAUGUUAUUAGUUGGUGUCCAUGGACCUACAACUCCUUGUGAAGAAGUAUCUGUGAAACACUUGGGCAACCACCAGUACAAUGUGACAUAUGUUGUCAAGGAGAAGGGUGACUAUAUUCUGGCUGUGAAGUGGGGUGAAGAGCACAUUCCUGGAAGCCCAUUCCAUGUCACUGUUCCAUAAGAUCAUCUUGUGUCAAAGUUCAACUUUUCUACCACUGCAAUCCUGUUCAGAAAUAGUAUUUUCCAGACUGCAGAUCACAUUUUAACAUACCCCAAACUAAAUUCUGUAACUAUUUUUAGUGUAUUCCAUUUGUCUUGAGUAUCAUUGCUAUAAAAUGCAAUACCCUCUUUAAAUUGCAUAUUUCUGAAUCAACAUGCAAGAAUCAUGUAAUGACAGGGCACUAUCCUUUUGUGGGUUUUAGAAUUGUCAUGCUAAACUGGAAUUUGUCUUGGAUAAUUGGGUAUCUUAAACUACUGAUUUGUGAUGGACUCUUGACUGGAAACUCUACAUUUAGCUGUAGAAGAUCACUUAGGCCAUUGCUAGUUUACAGUUUGUAAGAAAAUGAGGUGAAACUGAUACUUAAUGUGCCUUUUUGUAUACUUGAUUGACUUGAUACCUAACAAUGAACUCAAAAUAGUGUUUACAGCAGAACACUAAAACAGACAGAAUAUUUGGCUGUUGAUAUUUAGGAGAAAGUAGGAAACUGUAUAAGGUCAGCUGGUUAACCCAGGUAUAUCCAACCAAAAGGUUAUGAAAUCAUUUCUGAAAGUUUUCAUCAGGAAUGCUUUGAGUGGUUUACAAUGCUCACUUGCUUUAACCACAGUGGGUGGGGUGGGGUGGGGUGGGAGGUUGAAUUGAUAUUUCCAAGUUCUCAAAGUCACAAUCAGUUACAGCACUUCAGAAACAACUUGCCAUAGAUCUUAUUCUGUAUUUGUUCUAUGUUUAUCCCCUUAAUGCUUGGAAUAAGAAAAUAAGCACAUGACCCUUCCAGCUGAGGAAAUAAAGUAUUUUAAAGAACAUUCCACACAUGCAACUAACAGUUAAGACAAAGCUGCUAUGGCUUUUAGUAGACUUUUCCCCCCAAGCUUUAAAAUGUGCCUAAUAGAGGAAGAAACUUAAUAGGAUUUCCUCCCCCUGUUUAGCAAGAGAUUGCUACCUGGUCAGCUUUAUUUUUGUAGUUGUGUAUCAUUGCACUAAGUCUGAGCACAGCUUCUUGUGGGAGUAGAGUACCAGGAUUUUUUACUGUGCUGUGUGCCUUAAUGUGAAAUACUCACUACAUUGUAAACUAUAAGGAAAGGCAAAAUAAACUGGAACAAAUGCAAGAUUGUAAUAUUGUAUCUUAUAACUUAUUAAAACCAUGAGUGUUUUGCUUCAUGAAAUAAAAUGUGCAUGUUAAAACUAA